ACUGAUUUCUUUUUAUUAUAUUUUUAUAUGCUAUUUAACAGUCGUUAUCUUCCUGUUGAAAGACUUUAAAUGUGAUGUGUUGGUGGUUUGCAUAAAUCUGUAUUAAUAUAUACAUUGUUUAUAAAUCUAUAGAUAUUAAAAAAGUAAUAUUAGCAAGUAGAGAACAAUUAAAAAAAAUGAAAAUAUAUUUUAAACAAAUACUCUUAAGAUGCAGCGAAUCUCAGUAAAAAUCGAAAACGAUUCUGAGAAAUCCGAUGUAUGUUCAAUUUCAAAUGAGCUAAGAGAUACAUUUUACUCAAACAGUAAGAAGGGUAAUGUCUUCCACGUACGCCUCAACUCAAAUGGAUUACUUUUGCAACGUGACACAUCAAGCGGAGGUCAUAAGGAUCAUUUAGUAAAUAUUUGCGAUAUAAUAGGUGGACGGUGUGUUUGGAUUCAGAAAUCUGCUAGUUUCGGAGCAGCUGGUACAUGUGGAUCGUGUACACCAAAUAUCACAGAAAAGCAUAAAAAUCGUGAUGAAAAUGAAGAUGCAUACCUUUAUGUCUUUGCCUAUAUUCUUAAAAAGAAUCUUAGGAAUGCUGUACGCCGUGAACGCACUGUCAUUACUUUACGAUUUCGUUCAUUCGACAGCCAUGAGGAUAACAUGCGAGAGGCUGAGAAAUGGUACAAGACACUGAAAUCUCACAGAAACAAUUAUUUGUUACUUAGUAAUCUAAGAGGAAAAGAUUUAUGCGGGAAGACAGCAAAAUCAAUAGAAACUAAGCGUCUACUUAUUUUGCUGAAUCCAAAGUCAGGUUCCGGAAAAGCACGUCAGCUAUUUAAUCACCAAGUGGUUCCUAUUCUCAAUGAGGCAGAAAUUCCAUAUGACCUUCAUGUUACGAAACAUUCUAAUUAUGCUUUUGACUUUGUACGUCAGAAAAAUUUGUCCAUUUGGAGUGGUAUUGUAGCUAUUGGGGGCGAUGGGUUAUUUCACGAAAUCUUAAAUGGCUUACUUAAACGAAGCGAUUGGAAUGAAAUUGUAAAUACUCUGGCGCUUGGUAUUGUCCCGUGUGGUUCGGGCAAUGGGUUAGCCCGUUCAAUAGCUCAUUGUUAUCAGGAACCAUACGAACCAAAACCAAUAAUUGGUGCAGCAUUGUCGCUUGUUGGCAGCCAAUCAUCGCUUAUGGAUGUUGUUGAAAUAGAAAUGAAUAAUAAAAUCGCAUAUUCAUUUCUAUCUAUUGGAUGGGGUCUAAUUUCUGACAUCGAUAUCGAAAGCGAACGUUUGCGGCCAUUAGGAUAUCAAAGAUUUACAAUUUGGACAUUACACCGUCUGAUAAAUUUGCGUACAUAUCGUGGUAGAAUAUCAUAUUUACCUAAAAUUUGUAGUUCUGAUCAAAAUACUCCAGAAACAGUAUCUAAAAUAAGUCUGCAGCACAGUAUGAGUUGCAACACACUUCCGCCACAAUGUCCUUUAAGAAAACAGUCUUUAUCAAAUGACGGAAGCGUAGAAUUUGAAGAUGUAAUAUCAUUGGAAACAGUAGCAAAUCAAUCUUUUCGUUCACGAUGUAAUAGUUUACUUUCUUCGGGGUCAAGGGUCAGCACGUACUAUUCCAUUGCCGAAAGUAUUUAUCACAGUAUAUCGGGUAAUACGGACUGCUGUGAAUCAAAUCAACAUGAAGAAUCCCAGGCCGAUUAUCGUGGAACUCGGCUUGGUCAAUUAGAAGAGAAAAUGUUGCCAGCACUACAAGAUCCAUUACCAAGUACAUGGAUAGUUGAGGAUGGUGAAUUUGUUAUGAUCCAUGCAGUUUAUCAAACACAUUUGGGUAGCGAUUGUUUCUUCUCACCACAUUCAAAACUAAACGAUGGUACAAUUUACCUUGUAAUGAUACGAGGUGGCAUAAGCAGAUCGCAAUUAUUUAAUUUUCUGAUUAACAUGAGCUCUGGCACUCAUUUACCCAAUCAAAAUACAGAGUAUAUUCUGGUAGAACGUGUAGUUGCCUUUCGUUUAGAACCACACGAUAAUAGUGGUAUUCUUACAGUAGAUGGCGAACGGAUGGAAUGUGGAUCGUUACAAGCAAGAAUAUUUCCAGGAACUAUCAACGUUAUGGUUCCCAACAAAAGGGCAUUUAAAGAUUGCUAGCCGGUAAAUUUAAUUUACGAGUGAUUAGAUACAUAUGUUGUGUACAUAAGCAAUUUAUUGGAUAUUUUGGCAUACGAUAUUUACUUACAUACAUAUGUAUGUGGUCACCUGAAUUGCAAAAGGACGAAUUUUGGAAAUUGCUAAUUUGUUGCUAUGGCCUUUUGAAGUUUUUUCUUUUAAACGUCAGAAAAAAACAUUUGUGAGAAUGGUUCGGUGCAAAACAUUUAAAAUUGACAUGUUUGUUAAACAUUUUCUGAAAACGUUGUAAGAUCUAAUAACUAUGUAUAUAUAGCUUAAAGUCCCUUUGCAUUUCCAGUGACUGAAUAUAUUAUAUUUAUUAAAAACGAAUCUCAUUGAUAUUUAGAAGAAUAUCUAUAAAUAUACAUACACAUAUGCAUUCAUAUGUACAUAGUUACGUUGUU
Messenger RNA from Lucilia cuprina (Australian sheep blowfly), 2541 nucleotides. RefSeq names its product sphingosine kinase 1 (gene Sk2). The transcript is spliced from 3 exons. Gene Ontology annotation, biological process: sphingosine biosynthetic process. The record is from RefSeq and is a predicted model, not a curated record. Bases 209 to 2119 code for a protein of 636 amino acids. NCBI's taxonomy places the organism in Eukaryota, Metazoa, Arthropoda, Insecta, Diptera, Calliphoridae. Gene Ontology annotation, cellular component: cytoplasm; membrane; intracellular membrane-bounded organelle.